AUGUUUUCGAGCGUGGCGAGAAGGCAGAUCGCAGCACGCCAACUGCUUGGGGGAGAGUGCAGCGGCAGCGCUGGGCAUGGCCGGCUGUUCUCGACUACUGUCUCGAGACGGGCUGAUUUCGCACAUGUGGUGAUCGGCGGCGGCGUGGUCGGCCUCGCGGUAUCGCGGGCGCUGGCGCAGCGCAACCCGGCGACGCUCCUGCUGGAGCGCCACGCGCAGCCGGGCCAGGAGACGUCGUCGCGCAACAGCGAGGUGAUCCACGCGGGCAUCUACUACGGCGCCUCGACGCUCAAGACGUCCCUCUGCAUCCGCGGCAAGCAGCUGCUGUACGAGUACUGCGCGGCCAACGCCGUGCCCCACCGCAACACGGGCAAGUUCAUCGUCGCCCAGACCCCCGGGCAGCGCGGGGCCCUGCAGCGCGUCCACGACCACUGCGCCGGGGCGCUGGGCGGUGCGGUCCCCGUGCGCUGGGUCGGGCGGGAGGAGCUCGCGCGCAGGGAGCCGCAUGUUCGUGCCGAGGCGGGGUGCCUCGAGAGCCCGACCACGGGCAUCGUGGAUAGUCAUGGCCUCAUGGUCGCGCUGCUGGGCCACCUCGAGGACGCGGGCGGGACGUUCAGCCCGGGCAGCCACGUCAUUGGGGUCGCGCCCCUGGGACAGAGGGGGGAGGCAGGGUGGGAGGUGACGGUGCGGGACGCGCAGUCGGGCGAGGAGAGCACCAUCUCUGCCGACACGCUCGUCAACGCGGCCGGGCUGGGCGCUUGCGACGUGCACAACAUGGUCGUGCCCCGCGAGCGGCACGUGCGGACCUACUACGCCAAGGGGAACUACUUCUCGUACUCGGCGUCGCACCCCCGCGUCGGCACCCUCGUGUACCCGGCUCCCGAGCCGGGCGCCGGGGGUCUGGGCACGCACCUGACGCUCGACAUGGGCGGGCGCGUGCGGUUCGGCCCGGACGUCGAGUGGGUCGACUCGGCGGAGGACCUGGCCGUCAGCGGGGCGCGCAUGGCCGCCGCCACGGGGGAGAUCAAGAAGUACCUCCCCGGCGUGGAGGUGGGCGCGCUCGCGCCCGACUACGCGGGGAUCCGGCCCAAGCUGGCGGCGCGGCAGGCGGUCAUGGAGGGGAAGGGGUUUAAUGAUUUCGUGAUCCGCCGCGAGGAGGGGUAUGAGGGGUGGGUGAACCUGCUGGGCAUCGAGAGCCCUGGGCUGACGAGCUCGCUUGCUAUUGGGGAGACGGUCGAGGGGCUGCUGUAUAGAUGA
This is a messenger RNA of Diaporthe citri, 1257 nucleotides long. RefSeq lists its product as uncharacterized. Gene Ontology annotation, molecular function: (S)-2-hydroxyglutarate dehydrogenase activity; (S)-2-hydroxy-acid oxidase activity. The transcript has 2 exons. NCBI's taxonomy places the organism in Eukaryota, Fungi, Ascomycota, Sordariomycetes, Diaporthales, Diaporthaceae. Bases 1 to 1257 code for a protein of 418 amino acids. The record is from RefSeq and is a predicted model, not a curated record. Gene Ontology annotation, cellular component: mitochondrion.